This is a messenger RNA of Psammomys obesus (fat sand rat), 5615 nucleotides long. RefSeq names its product methionine synthase-like. The record is from RefSeq and is a predicted model, not a curated record. Lineage: Eukaryota; Metazoa; Chordata; Mammalia; Rodentia; Muridae. Bases 222 to 647 code for a protein of 141 amino acids. The transcript is spliced from 4 exons. Gene Ontology annotation, molecular function: methionine synthase activity.
UCUGGUGUCAUGGCCAUGCUAAUGGCUUCUCUGCCUGAUGCUUGGGUUUUAAGGCUGAGAAGGAUUCCUCCAGUACAGACCCCUACCACUGCCUCUCAGACUUCAUUGCACCUCUGCAUUCUGGUGUUCGAGACUACUUGGGUCUGUUUGCUGUUGCCUGCUUUGGGGUUGAAGAGCUGAGUAAGGCCUAUGAGGAUGAUGGCGAUGACUACAACAGCAUCAUGGUGAAGGCACUAGGGGACAGGCUGGCAGAGGCCUUUGCAGAGGAGCUCCAUGAGAGAGUUCGCCGCGAACUGUGGGCUUACUCCAGUAGUGAGCAGUUGGGUGUCACAGACUUGCGCAAACUCCGCUAUGAGGGCAUCCGGCCAGCUCCUGGUUACCCUAGCCAGCCUGACCAUACUGAGAAGCUCACUAUGUGGAGACUGGCUGACAUCGAGCCGGCCACAGGCAUCAGGUUGACAGAAUCCUUGGCAAUGGCACCUGCUUCAGCAGUAUCAGGCCUCUACUUCUCCAAUGUAAAGUCCAGAUAUUUUGCUGUGGGGAAAAUUUCCAAAGAUCAGAUUGAGGAUUAUGCUUUGAGGAAGAACAUGCCUGUGGCUGAGGUGGAGAAAUGGCUUGGCCCCAUUCUGGGAUAUGAUACAGAUUGACUUCUCUCUCACAUUUUUUUUCUUUUAAACUUUUAUGCUUGUUGACCUCGAGGUGUACAACCUAGAGUGCCUUAGAAAUAACAACAAAAGCAGCCUUGCGUCUCCCUGCCCUGCCCUGCCGCCAGUGUUAGAAGGCUGGCUGGUGGCGUGUGAUGUAGAGCAGAUUUUUCUGGGGUCCUGGAAAAUAAGCACCUUUUCAGGGACUUUAAAUGAGGAGCAAAAAGGUGCCAAGGCUCAUGGUGUCCCUGGGCCUUUAGGAAAAUCUUAUGCAUUUCAAAACAGGUCAACUAGCUCUUUUCCAUUUUUGCCUUUGACCCUGGAGGGCACUUGUUCUUGGGUUUGUUUAUUUGGUUUGGUUUAGUUUUUUUAUUUGUUUUUAUUUGUUUCCUCACAUAGUUAAAAAAAAAAAAAGAUUCUGAAAAUAAGUUGUAUAUGGGAAUGUAUAGAGAACUGUGGCCCCUGAGAAAAGUGUUACCUUGAGACAUGUGACAUUUCAGCCUGAGUGGUUCACCAGUAGACUUGGACAGAGAGAAAAGUGCCUCUCUUUUUUUUCUCCUGCAACACCUCAUUUUCUGAGGCUCAACUCAAUGGCUCUAGAACUCUCUCGCAAAGGCAUGCUUACUAUUUGCCGGACAGAAAUACUGGAACUAUUUGCCUUGUCGUGCUAGUGUGGUUCGGCAAGGUCCCGUUUUCCAACCUUUAUUUUUUUUUCCCCACUGUACUUUCACAGUCCCUUGCUCUAAGGGGAAAAAAUGGAAGACAGAAAGUGACUGCCACAGGUGUUAACAUCUAGCCAUCCUUAGAAUUGAGCAGGUUGUCGACUGAGCCUCUUUGUCCUGUGCAGAGCUAGACCUGGGGGUGGUGGAAAGCCACUCAGUUCUUUGACUCCAAACUUGAUACAUUUUAGAUACGCUAAAUUGACUUGUUCUUUGUUAUUUCUGGAAAACCUGUUCAGAGCACAGGCUGUGAAAGCAUGGACUCAGAAUUCAACCUUGCUGUGUAGGCGCCCUGUGAUGUAGCCAUGUGCUUAGGCGUCCCAGCAAUGAGAACUGUCAUAUAUGUUUGUCUUAUUGGGGUGAAAAGAAAUUUAAACAAGGUUAUGCAUGGACAAGUUUGGGUACACACAGAUAUUUAAAAAGUGGAGAUUCUGUAGAGCUCUAUAGUCUGAGCACUGAGGGUACCCAAAGAAAGAAUGAGAAGGUCAAGGGAGGAGGUAGAUCUAUGUAGGGAAAUGUUUCUGGGGUGUGACUGGUCACUUACAAUUUACAUUUACCUGAGAAAGAGCAGUUGCCUCUCAUGUGUUAUACAUACCAUUAGGACUAACUCCUGUGAGACAGACUCCUCCCUUGCCUCAUAUGUUGCCCCCAAGGCACUUAUACCAAACAUGUACUCUGGUAUAUUGGAGGUGAAAAGAAGAAGAGAACAGUUGUGUAAUGAUAAUCCUGUAUAUUUGUAAUCUUUCCAACUUGAUUUUCAGAGUACUAUCAUUUGCCCUUAGAGUGAAAAGAAUCGUCUACUUAUUUAAAGUAUCUUUAAGUUGUACUAGAUUGUAAAUGGGACUCGUUAGCCUGAGUCACUUAGUUCUAGGGCAUAUUUCUGUUGCAAAUAUAUUUUUUAGACAUUGGAACAUUCAUUUGUGAGAGAGAAUAACCUUCAAAUAUUUUAAUGUAUUUCAUCUGAAAAGUUACUAAUAUUCUUUUUACUUCAUUGCCAUUCUUUCAGCUGGCUUUCCUGAAUAUGUCAUUGAUCUAAUCCCUUGACAUAUUGUCAUCAUCAUCAUCUUUCUCCUCCUUUGCUCUUCCUCUGUCUUGUCUCCUUUCUUCCUUCCUCUUCUUGCAAGUUUAGUUAUAUAGAUAUUUACUAAGAAAUAUAAAGGAAAACUUGAAAGCAUUCUUCUUGAUUUAUUUUAGGUAUUCCAGAGAAGCUAGGCUCCAAAGGCUAACAUUCUAAACUGGGCUCUUGUGUGUAUGAUGGAAUGCACCCAGCAUCUUCCCUCACUGUUGCAUCUGAGUUUCUGACAUGAACUGAUUCAUGCUUGGGGCUUGCACAUGCAUUAUGGCUGUAUGUUUGUAUGUAUGUACUUUUUCUCAGUUAAGAAUUGUCUGUAGCCGGAUGUGCUACCCUAUUCCUGCAAUCACAGCAUUUGGGAAGUUGAGGCAGGAGAACUUGUAUGAGUAACAGGCCACCCUGAGUUAAAUAGACUGUCUCCAAAACCAAGAUCAGGUCCAGCAAGAUAGGAGUUUGUUCUCUGGGACCCACAGGGUCGAAGAGAGGCAACUCCUGACCUCACAUGCAGUAUGCAGCACCACACAUUAAAAAAGGGGAGGAGGAUUGUCUCCAUAUUGCUGCUUGCUCUGCUCACUGCUGUAGAGGCUAGUUUUGUAGACAGGCUGGGAAUCGGGUUAGUAAUAUUGGUAACUGUUUCUCCUUUGAGCUGUUUUGCAGGCACUUUGCCUCCAUUCAUGAUGAACACACAUGGGAGUAAUUUUUUCCAGUUGAUUUUCUUAUGCAUGUUCUCUUCACAUAUUUGGGCUUCUUUCAUGUACCUGUUAUUUUUCUCCUAUCCUAUCUUAAAUCAGUGAAAUCAGGGGAGGUGUGAUUCUUGUCUCUUACCGCUCAUGACUUCUUCAUUAGAGCUAGAGGCUUUCCUAGCGGUUAUCUUUUCUUUGGUUUGGUCAGCGUUCUUACCUCACUCCCUCCCUUGGGAUAAUUUUCUGUUAGUCUCUACAUUUAUGGUCAUUUCUCAGCCAUUUUUUAAAGUUUUUUCCUUCUACCUACUUAACUUUUUACAUUCUGUCCUUAGUUGCCCUCCCAGCCUAUUUCAGAGGGUGAUCUCAUCUGUUCAGUACUCUAGGCUCCUCUAUCCUUAAUCUUUGCUCCUUAAUAAGGUUUCCACUCAGCUCCUGAAGGAGUUCCUGAGGCAUCUGACAGUGGAGUGUCCCAAACUUCUGUGUAUCUCCGUAUAUUCAAUAAUAAAGACCAAUUGGCACCGCCUAGUCAGUGGACAGCAUAGCUUAUCCCAUAUUGUCUUUCUUUAGGACAGUUAGCCCAAAAAUGUGUUGAGCUGGUGGUAGAAGUAUUCAGGGAAGACUCUGGUUGCCCCCAUUUUAGGACCUGAAGAAUAGAGAUGGAGCAGCAGGGAAGGCACAGAUGAGGAACCAUGAAUAGAAACAUGAAAGGUUAUAAAGAUGGCAGCUCUUUCCGAAUUGAACUAUAAAGUCAAGAUUUCCAGCAGCAAUACCAACUGAUGUCAUAUUAAAGGAAAGCAGAGAAUUAAUGUGGAAUAGCAACGGGUCAAAAGUGACCAGAUGUUUCUGCAGAUGAAGAAAGAGGAUUAGGGAACUUGUCUGCCAAUACACCACGUUUUACUGCAGAAAUGGUGUCAGGUAUAGUACAGAAAUGACUUGAAUCAGUGCUGCCAAAAAGUAAAGACUUGCCCUUUUUCCCUUGCUGCUUUUAAUAUUUUUUCUUUGUUCUAUAGAUUUAGUGUUUUGACUAUUAUGUGCUGUGAGGAGUUUCUUUUCUGGUCUGUUCUAUUUGGUGUUCUGUAAGCCUCUUGUAUGUUUAAGGACAUCUCUUUCUUUAAGUUGAAAAUUUUUUCUUCUGUGAUUUUCUUGAAAAUAUUUUCUUGAACUUGGAGCCUGGAAUCUUCUUUUUCAUCUAUUCCUAUUCUUAGAUUCUGCCUUUUCAUGGUGUCCUUGAUUUCUUGGAUGUUUUGAGUUUGGAACUUUUCUGAUUUUAUUUUUUUCUUUGAGAGAUGUAUCAGUUUCUGCAAAUGUAUCUUCAGUGCCUAAGUUUCUUUCUUGCAGCCUUGCCAGGCCACAGAGGAAGACAGUGCAACCAGUCUUGAUGAGACUAGGGUCAGAUAAAAAGGGAAUAGGACCUCCCCUAUCAGUGGACUAGAGGAAAGGCAUGGGGGAGAAGAGGGAGGGAGGGUAGCAUUGAGAAGAGACAAAGGAGGGGCCACAGCUGGGAUACAAAUUGAAUAAAUUGUAAUAAAUAAUAAUAAUAAAUUUUUUAAUUAAAAAAGUAAGGACUUCUGUUAAGCAAAUGAAUGACUUAAGGAAUUAGUAACUAUAAUAUAUAGAAGGGUUUUGUUUUGUUUUUGUUGUUUUGGGGUUUGUUUGUUUUCUGGACAGGGUUUUUCUGUGUAGCCUUGACUGUCCCGUAGACAAGGCUAGCCUCAAACUCAGCAAUUCACCUGCCUCUGCCUCCCAAAGUGCUGGGAUUAAAGGCAUGCAUCACCAUGCCCAGCUAGAAGUUUUUUAUUUGUAAAACAUAGAAGAGAGAAAGGCAUUCUUGUGAGGCUGGUAAACAGAUGUUCUGUGGUGAUCAGAAGUAUGAGAUUCUGCUUCCUACCUGUAACAAUUGCAAGAGUGGGACCCACAGAUCUGUAGCUAGUCACGUGAUGUAACACCUAACUAAGAACAGUUGGACCUUAGGGAUAUGAACAAAUGACUCCUACUCUUGUUCAGCUGUGUCUUACAUUUUGGUCAUAGCAGUGUAAUCAUGUUAGUAAUCACAACAACUGAAAUUCUGUUCAUGGGACAGUGCUUUUACAAGGUACCCUGAGGUACAUGGCGCAGUGAAAAUGAGCAAAUUGCAGCCUCACUUGGCAAUAAAAAUGAAUCAAAGAAAAUAGGGGUAAAACAAGUUUCUUAAGACUACUUAAAGGCAAGAUACUGUUUUUAUUGAGUUCAAAAAGGAGACCAAAGAAUAUAUAUGGUUGCUACAUACUUGAUCAAAACCUUAAGUUACAGAAAUCCCAAAAUUAAGUUUAGUGGUAGCCUGUGGGAGGAGGAAUUAAAAGGGCCAGAGAAAAGCACACAGGUGAAUUAUGAUAACUGCUUUAGUUCUUGGGUGGUAGGCUUAUGGCUGUUUACUAAAAUGCAUUUUGUACAUUUUAAAUAUGCUCUAUUUAAUGUGUAUUUAAUAUAUUUUAAACAAUAAAGGUAAAGCAAAAUGGUA